This is a messenger RNA of Setaria italica (foxtail millet), 3613 nucleotides long. RefSeq lists its product as uncharacterized. NCBI's taxonomy places the organism in Eukaryota, Viridiplantae, Streptophyta, Magnoliopsida, Poales, Poaceae. The record is from RefSeq and is a predicted model, not a curated record. The coding region runs from base 801 to 2351 and encodes 516 amino acids. The transcript is spliced from 2 exons.
AUAAUAUUCCAGCCUCUGCGACCACACAUAGCUAAGUUCUAAUAAUAUUCUCAGGCUGAUUACAAAUAAAAUGGCUAUAUUACGCAAACGGUAGGAAGAAAUCAAAAGCAAAGUCUAUUAUUGCUUCUCCAUCCAUUUUUGACGAAAUAUCCAAGGCAACGGCUUCCAACACCUUGCUUGCGAAACGAACAGUCUCCCUUGUGUAGUAAUAAUGUAUGAUGAUCAAACUCCGAAGACUAUCAGUAUAUCACUAAUACUACAGAAAUGUGAGUGAUAGGCUCAAAGCCUGAGUGAGCGAGUCAUCGAAUCGGCUCUGAGCUUCAGCUAGCGAGUCGCGCGAGUGGCUAUGAGCUUGAGCGUGCGCGUGAGCCUUUACGGAGCUGCGGAAGCCAUCAUCAUCGCGGGCAUUAUUGGGGGGCGGGACUGUGCAUGGGGAGGGAGUUCGCAGCCCUCCUCCACCCAAUUUUUUUCCUCUGCAAGGACGACUAUGUGGAGUUUGUGGUGUUCGUGGGUCUCUAUUGCUUGGCUCUAAGUCAAUAGCACGGGAACUAGUAUGUGGAGACAAAGUGUUGACUGACUCUGCGAUUAGAGGGGGCUUCCUCUGUCACUGUACGUGAUGACUACUUCAUGUAAUUAAGUGUACAGUCCAGUAAACACAGAAGACUUCGGUGAUUUCCAUUUGCCACUAUUCUUGGAAAUUUACCGGCUUCCAGAUGAAAAUGAGGCACAAUUUCCUUGGGAAUUCCUUAUGCGAGCAAAAAUCAUAUUUCUUUCUUUCUUGGCAGAUAUAAUCCUCAGUAAUGGCGGAGAUGGUUGGUUCUGCGGUUGCAGAGGAGACGGUGAAGCAGGUCUUUGCUGGUCUGAUUGGCAGGCAGGUAGGGAGACCAGCUGAUGAGAAGGAGCAGCACAUGGAGAGGCUGGAGAUGGCGAAGAUCAAGCUGGAGGCCGUGCUCGAGACAUCUCGCCAAUGGCACAUCAAGGGCGCGUCGUCCCUGCUGCGCUGGCGCAAGAAGCUGAAGCGCGCAGCUCGGGAGUGCGACGACGUGCUGCGUGAGUGCAAGAAGCGCGCUAUCGAUGAUGAAGUGAGAGAGCAGGAGGUGAAGAGCUCUUUCUUCCCCAGGCGACUGGCUCAUGCCACCAAAUCACUCGUCAAGGCUUUCUUCAACCGCGACGACAACCAUGAUGUCUUGAACAGCUACGCCGUUGAAAGAUUCGAGCGUCUCGCCGAUGGUGCCAGCGAGUUCCUGAGGUUCGUGGAGCUCGGUGGCACGCCUCGCAGGUACAUGAUGCUCCACCCUCUCAUCGGACGCCUUCUCGCCGGCCAAGAGCUACGGUACAGGCUCGUCAGGAGAAGCAAGUACCACCUAUUCUGUGUGCGUCCCGUUCGCUUCGAGGACCGGGGAAUGGAGGCCAAGCUCCUGUUUGUGUAUGAAGACGACGAGGCACCGGAGAAGAACCUGUGCCUAGGUUCUAUAUUGCGGCUCUCCGAGAGCAUGGACGUAGUUGGGACCAUCAUCAAGUGCUUAGAAAUGUUCUUCACUCCUCAGUUCAAGCCCACCGCUGAAUCCGCCCGCAAAGAAAUCUCUCAGCUGCCUACGCAGGACUUCUUGUGGGUUCCAUAUGUUGAGGCCAGUCACAAGGAACACUGGAACACCAUCCACAGCAACAUGACCCGGUGGUUUCGCCCCAACCCAAUGUGCUGCAAGCAGAAACGGCCCUCCUAUAGCAGCAGCAGCACAGUAGAACAGUCGUCAGAUGUCUCAGAUCUGGAACCUGUUAUCGAAGUGUCCCUACAGGGCCACAUCCCGCUGUCUGAUGAGUACAACAUGGAUAGAAGCAAAGCUGCUGAAGGUGAAAGUAGCUGCCUCAAGAACUCGCCGCAUCUGAAGCUUGGGCUCCUCUUCAGCCCCCAUGGCUCCUCCGAAGACCUGGAUCCCCAAGUUGAGAGCUCUGCGAUCGUGGUGAUCAACGGUACGGAGCAGAGUGGUGUGCACACGAACGUUAGCCUCGAGGAGCUCGACGAGUUGAUGCUUCCCAAGGCAAUCGAUUGUCUUCACCGGAAGGCUGAUACGACGGCGUAUCAGAUUUUCUGGAAGUCCAAGCAUGGCACUGCGUUCCUUCUGGUUGAGAAGACAUGCCUGACGAAGAUGCCACCGAGAUGCAUCAGCAGUGUUGGGGACAGAAGGUGGGCGAUCCAGCGACGCCGAGACCCUAAGCUGGAGAGAUGGAUACGGCUUAUCAAAGACUUCCUCAAUCUGUGGGUUCCACAUGCACCUCCUAGGCUUCAGAGGUCCUUCAUCGAAUGGAUUCAGAAGGCGAACGAAAUGCAACUGGCUGGUCUGACAAACUAGGCCAUGAUCAAAAUAAAUCAUGUUUAUGUCGCUGUUGUUUGAAAUUGAACUAACUUCAGAGUGAAGCUUCCCACGUCACCAUUGUGCCAACUAUGUGGAGUUGGUGGUAUUAGUGGACUUCAGUGCUUGAUGUGGAGACAGAGCGUUGUUGACCGACCCUGCGAUUUGAGGGGGCUUCCUGUCACUGUUGCGGUUCUUCCUAUGUCACUGCUGUUUCUUUUUGCUCUGCUUCCUGAAAUCUUCCCCUUUGCUUGUUCCCUCUCAAUUCAUUUCUUGAACUUCACCAAACCUGUUCAUCCAAGGAGCCCUUUUGUAGCCAAUUUUCUGGUGGUGAGUCGUUAAUUGAUCGAUGCUUUCUUGACCUGACCGAGCAUUGAUUUAUAUAUGUCCAAAACCAGGUUAAUUAAAAUCACUCUACUAAUCAAGUCGAUCGCCGCAAUCAGGAGCACCCCAAAACGAUGGCCGCCGCCUCGAUGCUCCGAAGCGCGGCUGCUGGCGCGCUCCGCCACCGCCCGGUCGUCGGCAGUAACGCCGCCACGUUUCCCCCGCUGCGAGGAGGGCUCCACCACCUCCACGGCGUCGUCGGCGCCGGCUCUUCUCCCCUGCCGCCACCGGCAGCGGCGGCGGCAAUGGCCAUGACGGCCAGUGCCAGUCGCCACCUCUCCACGACGAAGACGAAGCCAAACGCACCGGCGGAGGAGAGGAGGAAGCAGCAGGCGCUCCCGAAGGUGGAGGCCACCAAGGACGAGAUGCUGCGGGAGCUAGUGUGCUCGAGGACGACGGCGCCGCCGCCAGCGCUGGCAAGAGCAAGAUAGCCAAGGCGAAGCGUGCCAGGACAGUAAAGGAGCUGGCCGACUUCCUCCCCCGGCAGGUGCAGACCGACGCGGCGGCCGGCGGCGGCGGCGCGGUGGCGACGGCAGAGGAGAGGGACAGACACCUCCUGCUGGCGCUGCUGGUCAGGUCGGCCUGGGCCGAUCGGAGGAGAUGGAGAAGCUGAGGACGAGGGCGGCGAGGGCCGAGCAGGAGAUCGAAGAGAUGAGGUCUGAGGCGGAGAAGUUCGGCGAGCUCAUGGGGAGGCUGUUCGAUGUCCUUGGCCGUGGCAUGCGGGUCUUUGGGGCUCUCGCGCGCGACGUCGUGAUCAUAUCACUAGGUUACAUUCUUGUUAAAAAUGUGUAGUACAAAGUACUCCCCCCGUUUUCUUUUAAUAGUCCUAUUUCACUUUGGCACAAUGAGCAAGGAAAAAUAAUCUUACUUAUCAUCUA